AUGAAUUGCAUCGAAGGCGAUGUAACAGGAGCAGGUGCCCAAAUUCAGCCAGUGGAGUUGAAUUGCCUUCUCAAAGAGGACGACUCCACCAAUCAAAACAUCAGCCUACUACGCGGAAAAAUCAUCUACCAGCACGAGGGCCGACCAGUACUGCCCCCAGAGAGCGCUGAUGAGGUGUCGCAUUCGAAUGAGGGACCCUUUUUGGCGGUUAUUGCCAUUGGAAGCCUGUUUCUUCUCCUCACUAUCACCACACUCGCCGUCAGUCUUGCCUUUUUGCGUCAACACGCUCGCAAUGAGCGUCGCCUUCGGUGCAGUGGCAAUGCUCGUGGCGGAGGCGUCGGAGGCAACGGUGAAACCAAUGAGGUUGAUGUUUUUAUCAAUCCCAGAAGUGAAUGGCGCUGCAGUCUGGAAUCGGACAGUUUUGAGGACAUCUCAGACAUUUCUAUGGAGGUGGAGGUGGAGGAGGAGGAGGAGGGGCAGGAGGCUCAGGAAGAAGGAGGAGCAGGCAGGGAGGUGGGAGAACCCACAUUUGCGUGGGUCUACGCAAAUCCUCGCCUAUGUCCAAGGCAUUCACGAGCUGCUGUGAUCCAGGGCUCGAGGCUCAAGACGUCUUCAAUUGUGCACGAUGUUUAG
This is a messenger RNA of Echinococcus granulosus, 633 nucleotides long. RefSeq lists its product as hypothetical. The transcript is spliced from 2 exons. The record is from RefSeq and is a predicted model, not a curated record. Lineage: Eukaryota; Metazoa; Platyhelminthes; Cestoda; Cyclophyllidea; Taeniidae. The coding region runs from base 1 to 633 and encodes 210 amino acids.